Messenger RNA from Nanorana parkeri, 4568 nucleotides. Its product is annotated as WASH complex subunit FAM21-like. Bases 25 to 3948 code for a protein of 1307 amino acids. Gene Ontology annotation, molecular function: phosphatidylinositol phosphate binding; retromer complex binding. Gene Ontology annotation, cellular component: WASH complex; early endosome. NCBI's taxonomy places the organism in Eukaryota, Metazoa, Chordata, Amphibia, Anura, Dicroglossidae. The transcript has 30 exons. Gene Ontology annotation, biological process: protein localization to endosome; retrograde transport, endosome to Golgi. The record is from RefSeq and is a predicted model, not a curated record.
GUCAGUUAUCACAGCAGAUCGGUGAUGAACGGGCCUGUGAGUUGUAUGGCAGAUAAGCCGGUGUGGGAGAGACCAUGGAGCCUGGAGGAGAUCAGGAAGAGCAGCCAUAGCUGGUCACUGGGGGCCGAUGCCGGGCUCUUGAAUUUUCUUAAGGAAUUCUCCCAGCAAACUAUAUCAAAAACGCACGAGAUUGAGAAGCAGUUGGAUGGACUGGUUCAUGAAGUAAAAAGCACUGACUGCAGACUACACAAUGUCUUCAAUGAUUUCCUUAUGUUAUCGAACACGCAGUUCAUUGAAAAUCGAGUGUAUGAUGAAGAGGUUGAAGAACAUAUCGUAAAGCCUGAGCAGGGAGAGAAGCCUGAACAAGAGAAGACCAGAGAACAGAAGGAAGCCGAAUUGAUUCCGAAAAUCCAGGAAGCUGUGAAUUAUGGACUACGAGUACUGGAAACUGCAUUUGAACAGCUAGAUAUCAAGGCAGGAAAUUCUGAUUCUGAAGAUGAGGAAGUAAAUGAAAGGGUUGACACUAUUCUGGAGCCAAAGGAUCUUUACAUAGAUCGGCCACUGCCUUAUUUAAUUGGAUCACAAUUGUUUAUGCAGCAAGAGGACGUUGGCCUUGGAGACCUGUCAAGUGAAGGUUCUGUAGAUAAUGACAGAGGAAGCGUUAUUGAUAGUGAAGAGGAGGAGGAUGAAGAAGAAGAUAAAGAUAAUGAAGAGUCUGAAGAGGAUUUCGGCAACAACUCCGAAGAAGAGAAAAAAAUGCAUACAGCCCUGAGUGAUGAGGAUGAAGAUAAUGGAUCAGACCUGUUUGGAGAAUCAGAUAAAGAAGAUGAGGAGGAGGAGAAUGAUAAAUCUGCAAAGACUAGAACAAAAUCUUUUGCUGAUGAACUGGCAGCCCGAAUACAAGCAGAAAUUCCAAAAAGACUGGAGGCAGAUGAGCCAUCUAUAUCCUCAGAAAUCAAAGUCAAGAAAGAAAAAGUGAAAAAAGAAGUUAAAAAGCUUCCAUCUGAUGAUGAAGAGGAUGACAUGUUCAAACCACCCAAACUUACUGAUCAAGAUUUCUUUGGCAAUAAAGGAGGUCUCUUCAGUGGAGGAAAGGGACUUUUUGACGAUGAUGAUGAAGAAGAAGAGGCUGCUCUUUUCUCUGACCUCCAAACCAAGGAACACAAACCAGCAGAGCCAGCACCUGUGGCCAGGCCAGAAACGUUGCGUCCUGAUGUGAAAAAGAAGCCACCAUAUGGAGGGGUUUCCCUUUUCCCAGGAGGAGAGAAUGUGAUCAAUCCCUCUAUCUUGGCAGACAAGGAAAAAAGAAAGCCUGCUACUCCUACGGAUGUUGCUCCAAAGCCUGUGAUGAACACAAGUCUGUUUGAUGAUGAUGUGAUGUUUGGUGGAUCACCUCCAGCCCAGCCUGCAGCUAAAGCCAAACCAGCUGCCGAUCUAUUUGUAGAUGAUGGUGACUUAUUUAAUGACAACCCUUCUAUGCCUCCUGCUACAAUUACCAAAAAUAAAGUGGCUGCAGACCUGGACAAAAAGACUAUACAGAUGCCUACUGAAAAACCUCAACCACCUGGACCAUUAAGCAAAAAGCAUAUCAAGGGUCUGUUCUCUGAUGAGGAUGAUUCAGAGUCAGAUUUGUUUUCACCAAGUCAAGGUGCCAGCAAACCUAUAGCAGCAGCAGUAUCAGCAGCCCCAGCAACUAAGACCAGUAAAGCCUUGUCUCUUUUUGAUGAUGAAUAUGAGGACUUGUUUGGUGCUGCACCACAACAUAAGCCAAUGCCUGCCGCUACAAAACCAGUUCCGCAACCCGUAUUACCUGCAGUCUCAAAAUCCCAAAAGUCUAUUCUGUUCAGCAGUGAUGAAGAGGAGCCAGUAAAAGUCUCUCAUGACAUUAAACCAGCUGAUAAGAACAAGACAGACUCCUCGGUUCCACCAAAGUCAAAGGAGGAGGAAAAAACUGAGAAGAAAUCCAGCUUAUUUCAUGCCAACGAGGAAGAUGAUCUGUUUGAUAUUACAAAAGACAGCCAGAAGAAGCAUCAUCGGGUUUCUCUGUUGUUUGAGGAAGACGAAGAGCCUUUAUUUUCCCCAGCAGGGAGCUCCACCAAAGCCACAGGCCAAACUUUGGAACAAGCAAAGACGACGGUGCCUGGAAAAGUCGACACAGAGAAGUCAUCGUUGUUUGGCGUAGAUAAAAAACCCGAAUCCAAGGCUCCUGUUACUGUAGAGGAUACAGCACCACCUGCAGUUCAGAAGAAUAUUAUGGAAAAAUCUGUUUCUGUGAAAGAGUCAGAUGAUUUGUUUGCAGCUUCACCACCAACUCUUAAACAUACAAAGACUAAGAGCACUAAUGUGCUGAGUCUUUUCGGAGACGGGGAUGAUGAAGAUAUGGAAAAUUUGCGGUCGGCCAGUGCUUCUCCAAAGGAUUCAGAAAGGGUCUCUAUUGAGAAAGGCACACAGGCAAGAAGUACACGUGUGUUCCAAGACGAGGAACUUCUCUUCAGUCAUGAGCUUCAAAAAGAUAAUGAUCCAGACGUAGACCUCUUUGCCAGCAGUAGUAAGAAAGCUGAACUAAGUGCCGUUAAACCAUCGGAUGGAUUAGGAUUGUUUGGAGAGGAGGAUGAAGAUGAUCUCUUUAGUGCUGCUAAGCCCAAGAAGCCUCCAAAUACUUUUGUCAAAAAACCCAGUUUGGAACCAUCCAAAGAACCCAGCAGCUUGAACGUAGCAAAGAAGGAAACAAUAAUAAAGACAGAAGGUGGAGAGGUACAGAAACCCACAAAGCCAGCACCCAUUAAAUCUAAAAGUCCCUCUCGAAUUGGUCAACUACAAGCAAAAUUGCUCAUCAAUCCAGCGGCAUUGUUACCAGGUGCAGUUCCCAAGCUGUCAGGUUUCAGGAAUGUUAUUCCAGAGGCAGAUAUUUCUGAUUUUCCAGUUGCGGAGAGCAGUCGAAGCUUGGAUGUUGCCACGAAGAGCGGGGAAGGAGUAAGCUUUGAAACCCCUGUACAGGUGGACACUCUCCAUAAUGCUAACAAGUCUCGUGCCAAAGUUGGUGGAAAGAGGAGACCUCCUACAAGAAUGGGCAGAAAGCAUGCAUCUCAAGAUACUGGUGAAGUCGGAGACAUUAGCGAUUCAUCCCCAAUAUCUCCCCCACAAGAUACAUCAUCUAAAGCUGCACUUCCUCAGUCUAACUGGCAACCAGAUAAAGAGGAGCCCAUUUCCAGCAUGAAGCUAUCAUUCUCUGAGAAUGAUGUACAGUCCAGAACAAAACCAAAAGCUCCUGUAAAUCCGCUCACUCCUGAUGUUAAUGUUUUGUUUGGUUCUGAUCUCUUUGGCAGUAAUUCAUUACCUGAUCCAGGUACUUCCAGGCAGAAAGGAAAGCUUCCUGUGAAUGAAGCUUCCAGCCAGCCCGGGAAAGAGGGAAAUAAAUCUUUAGCUUCAGUGAUUGAUGCUGAUGGCAGUGAUGAUGACCUCUUUAAAUCAGUAAAGGAAAAACACAAGAAAACAUUCCAACCCACAUCUAUGCUAGACAAUGAACCUGAUGAUGAUCUCUUUGGAGCUCAAAAAUCUCAGAAGAAAGUAGAUCCUGUUCAGGAUCCUGUUCCACCCAAAGUCACUAAGACUGCAGCUGAUAUAUUUGAGGAUGAUAUAUUUGCAGCAGAAGCCAUUAAAUCAGUGAAAAAGCCAAAAGAGAAGACAGCAUCUGAAGCAAAUAUGUUUGAUGAUCAUUCAGAUAUUUUUGCUGAUCUCACACACAAACCUAAGGAGAAGAAAUCUAAAAAGAAAGUGGAAGCCAAGUCCAUAUUUGAUGAUGAUAUGGAUGAUAUAUUUUCGACCUCUGCCUCCAGCACAAAGAAAAGUAAACCAAAAGCCAAGUCCACUCCUCCAACAUCCGACACCAAGCAGGACACUAAAGUUUCCUCCAUGUUUGACGAUCCAUUAAAUGUUCUGGGUAAAUGAAGAACUACCCUUGCAGAGAGGCUGUUUGCUCAGUCUCAUGUUCAGGCUUAUCAUACAAUACAUAUUAACAGUAGUCAAUAUUGUACAUACAAGCUGAAGCAGCAUAACAUACCUGUUCUAUUUCUUUUGAAGCACUUAUAUGUCUGUGCCAAACAUUCAUGCCUUGUUAAAGCUACUUGACAGGGGCUCUAAAAUGACAGGAUACUGCAAGACUGGCUGGUACAGAAACAUCUCUUCUGAAGACAUUCCACUGCCUAUGUGCUCUGUAGAGUUUACCUUAGAUGCACCGAUACUUUAGCAAAAUGUAUAUUAUUGUAUUAGUGACCCAGUUGGAUUUUAUACCACCGAGAGCAGUUUACUUGUUUCUGAUGUGCUGUCACAGCAGGACAGCCUCUUUGUUCUCUUGUAUGUCCGUUGUUUUGAAAUGACUGCGGUUAAAAAUAUGCGGCAAAACUUUUAUGGAUAAAGUUGGAAACUGGACAACAUUGAUGACUCGAGAACAGAAUGGUUACAUUAGAUCACUUAGGCAGUCAGCCAUAGCUGAAGUUUAAUCUGCUUAUAUUUUGCUUUCCCUGGUUCCUCCUUUCCCCCUUAUCAACAUGCUAGUAAAAUCUUUUAAU